AGUGUACCCUUUACGCAGGCGCAAACUGACAGCCACUUCCGGGCACCCAAGUCGCCCUCCUCAGGAGAAAAUCUCUUGGAGUUUCUCAGAGGGACAAUGGCCACCUACAGCCUGGCGAAUGAGCGACUACGCGCCCUAGAAGACAUCGAGAGGGAAAUCGGCGCCAUCCUCCAGAAUGCAGGGACCGUGAUCCUAGAACUGUCCAAGGAAAAAACCAAUGAGCGGCUGCUAGACCGGCAGGCGGCGGCCUUCACCGCUUCAGUGCAGCACGUGGAGGCGGAGCUGUCGGCCCAGAUCCGUUACCUUACUCAGGUGGCCACAGGGCAGCCCCAUGAGGGCUCCAGCUACUCUUCAAGGAAGGACUGUCAAAUGGCUCUGAAGCGAGUCGACUAUGCCCGCCUCAAGCUCAGUGAUGUUGCCCGAACCUGUGAGCAGAUGCUGGAGAGCUAAGCCACGGAAGGGGAUCCAGAGUAUGGUAGGAGACCAUGACCUGCACUAGAGACCUGAGGGCUGGGGUGUGGGGACUGACACAUGCGUGCCCUACUGAUCAGCGUCAACUUGAACAAAGGGGCAGAAGGUGGAAAUGGAGAAACUAAAACUGAGGCCUGACCACAGCUGUGCCUUGGCUCCUCCAGCAGGGCGCUCCUGUCAUAUACUUCACAGGCUCAGACAGGAGCUGGAGAUUCAGCCACCCAACCCACUUUAUGCAGUCAUCACCCUCCACACAUACCCUGCCUCCCAAAAACUUGGCCCAGUGAAGAUACAUUCUUCCUUAUUGAAAGAGCCAAAACAUAAUCUAAGAUUUUUAAUAAAAGCAUGAACAAUUUUUAAAAAUCA
Messenger RNA from Chinchilla lanigera (long-tailed chinchilla), 837 nucleotides. RefSeq names its product mediator complex subunit 11 (gene Med11). Gene Ontology annotation, molecular function: transcription coregulator activity. Bases 97 to 450 code for a protein of 117 amino acids. The record is from RefSeq and is a predicted model, not a curated record. The transcript has 3 exons. Gene Ontology annotation, biological process: regulation of transcription by RNA polymerase II. Gene Ontology annotation, cellular component: mediator complex. Lineage: Eukaryota; Metazoa; Chordata; Mammalia; Rodentia; Chinchillidae.